UUUGAAGAAAAUGUCGAGCAGCGAUAGUGAUAGUGACGUGGAGAUGGAACCCAAACCAUCUACCUCGAAAGUGGAAGCCAAGAAACAAGGGGACGAUACUAAGCCGAAGCGCAAACGCUUGCAGGACUACUUGGAUGAGAAGGCAGCCCGUGAGGUAGCAGAGCGUGCGGAAGAGCUGCUGCGUUUACGCCGCCGUCGUGGCUUGGCAGACGAUGAAGAAGAUCCGGAGGAGACAACAUUUCCGGUGAUCAAUCCGUUAAAUUUUGUGAAGAACAAAGAAAUCCGUCACCGACGCUUCAAGCAUCUGCAGGGCACUAAACGUAAGGAAGAAAAGGCAGCCAAAAAGACACGGAAAUUGGAAGGCAAACCGUCCGUUCCGCAACAUACGAUCGAAACUCUGCGCGAGAAGGAUGAGACGACGGUUACCAAUAUCGAAGGCGAAGAUCAGGAGGAAGUGUUGAACGAUCUGGCGAAUGAUGAGUUUUGCGAGUACUACAAGAAGAGCUACAAACCGAGAGUGAUGAUAACGUUCAAUGCAACGCCGCAUCAUGUUACACGUGAAUUCGCCUCCCUGCUGCGCCGAAUGAUUCCAAACGCAUCCACUUUCAGACGUAAUAAAACGCAACUGAAGCGGGUAUGCAAGAGCGCCAUACGAGAAAACUUCACCGACAUUGUGGUAGUGAACGAGAACAAGAAAAAACCAGAGGGUUUACUGUUAAUACAUCUUCCCGAAGGACCAACGGCACAUUUUAAAAUCAGCAACUUCAAGGGAUUAAAGGAUUUGAAGCGUAAAGAAACGGAUAUUACGACACACCGGCCGGAAGUGAUUUUGAAUAACUUUACCACACGGUUGGGAUUGACCAUAGGACGCAUGCUGGGCGCUCUCUUUCACUACGAACCAGAGUUUCGUGGACGACGAGCGGUAACAUUUCACAACCAGCGAGACUACAUUUUCUUCCGACAUCAUCUGUACGAGUUCGAUAAGAACGGAAAGCGGGUUAAGUUACGUGAGCUGGGACCUCGAUUUACGCUCAAGUUGCGAUCUCUGCAGGUGGGACUGUUUGAUGGUAAAUGUGGCGAUUAUGAAUGGAUGAUUACUAACAAACGUCACCAGAUGGAAAGUCGGCGAAGAUUCUUCCUAUAAAAUAAAACAUUACGCACUUACUGCAUGGAAACAA
Messenger RNA from Anopheles maculipalpis, 1178 nucleotides. RefSeq names its product probable ribosome production factor 1. NCBI's taxonomy places the organism in Eukaryota, Metazoa, Arthropoda, Insecta, Diptera, Culicidae. The coding region runs from base 11 to 1144 and encodes 377 amino acids. Gene Ontology annotation, cellular component: nucleolus; preribosome, large subunit precursor. Gene Ontology annotation, biological process: maturation of 5.8S rRNA; maturation of LSU-rRNA. The record is from RefSeq and is a predicted model, not a curated record. Gene Ontology annotation, molecular function: rRNA primary transcript binding. The transcript has a single exon.